Molecule: messenger RNA, 2822 nt
Organism: Lytechinus variegatus (green sea urchin)
Lineage: Eukaryota; Metazoa; Echinodermata; Echinoidea; Temnopleuroida; Toxopneustidae
Product: membrane-associated tyrosine- and threonine-specific cdc2-inhibitory kinase-like
Exons: 15
Coding region: 170-1888 (572 amino acids)
Biological process (GO): protein phosphorylation
Molecular function (GO): ATP binding; protein kinase activity
Source: RefSeq, a predicted model, not a curated record
CGCCUUUCGAGAUUUCCCGCGGUAUCGUUUGAUAAUCGCAAUCACUCGUUAAUGCACGCAACCCUCAUAGAGUAAAACGUAAACAAGUGAUCGCGAUAUGUCUCUCGCGGGAAAUCAAAUUUUAUAAAGAGAUCGAGAACGAAAGGAGUGUUUUUGACUGAACGCAGGAAUGCAUUCCAAGGUUAAUUCAAGAUCGAGUUUUAGUGGGUUUCCAACACCAGCCAGACCAGUUCCGAAGUUUUUCCAGGAACCGUCGUUUUCACAUAAAAAGAAUACUGGCUCGACCCCUCAUGGCUCCCUACCACCGCGACCUCCAGCAAAGAGUCUUCCGUCUGUGAGCCGUUUGUUUCCUCACCGAUCUAGAACUGAGGAUGAGAACAGAGCUACAAAUGUUUCCUUCAGACAAGCAGAUAACUCUGUUCUCCAGAGUCCUCACUAUAACCAAAGCAGUGGGGAACUAUAUUUUGAUCAGUGUUUCAGAGUGGAGAGAAGACUAGGAGCUGGAUCAUUUGGAGAAGUUUUCAAGGUCCAGAGCAAAGAAGAUGGCGGGUAUUACGCAGUGAAGAGAUCAAGAGAUCGGUUCAGAGGAGAGUCCGACAAGAGGAGAAAGCUGGAAGAAGUGAAGAAACAUGAGAGUCUUUCCAAACAUCCCAACUGUGUGGAGUUCUAUAAGGCAUGGGCAGAGAGGGGACAUUUAUAUAUACAGACUGAACUCUGCAAAAUGACCUUGCAGUCUUAUGCUGAACAGAAUCACAAGAUUCCUGAACGUAUUCUCUGGAGCUUCUUAGUGGAUCUUAUACAGGGAUUGCACCACAUGCAUUCACACGGCCUGUUGCAUCUUGAUGUUAAACCAGAGAACAUCUUCAUAUCUUUUGGUAAAGUCUGCAAGCUUGGUGACUUCGGACUGUCUGUUCAAAUGAAUGAACAUGAUUUUACAGAUGCCCAAGAAGGAGAUCCUAAAUACCUAGCACCUGAGCUUUUACAGGGUCACUUUGGAAUGCAUGCUGAUGUGUUCAGCUUGGGUAUAACGAUCUUCGAGCUCGCCAGUGACUUGGAGCUUCCUCGUAAUGGAGACUCCUGGCAUGAUCUACGGAGGGGGAGGAUACCAUGGCAACUAACAGCCGGAAUUUCAUCUGAUCUUAAAGGAUUGAUAAAGAAUAUGAUGAAUCCAGACUUUCAAAAGAGACCGUCCCUUGCUGAACUGAUGGAGACUAGUGUAGUUCAACGUACCAUCGCCUGGCAGAGAAGAAAGAGGGCGCUGUCCAGAAUGUGGAACAAGUUUCAAGGAUUCCUUUCGCUUCUGUUCACCCUACUGAGUGCUGCAGUGUUCAAGAUCUUAUCCCCAUCCAAGCAUAGUAUCAACCAAGAUGAGAUCGAUGCCCCUGUGAUCAAACAUAGGCACCCGUCAUCGUGGGAUCUCAGCUUCUCAGAUGAUGAGAUAUUUGAGAGUGACACAUCGCAUGGUUCCUUGGGCUGUCCUUUAGGCAGUCUUUCAUUCUCAAGUGAGGAAGAUGCCUGCAACAUCCAGCAUACAAAAGCUAUACAUAACAGUAAGAACAUCCUGACUCCGUCUACACCAACGCUAUUGAAGAAGAAGAAGUGCGGUGGUCCUACUCCAAGAAGCUCAUCUCCCAUCACUAAACACAGACAACCAGCAAAGCUGAGUCCAUGUGGAAGUCCCAAUGUAAGCUUAGUAAGAGACGCUGAAUGGAUGGGCACCCCCACGCGUCCUUCGCCGUCCAGAACGUCGGUCCUUCUCACCCCGAGAUGCACUCCUAGUAAACUAGAUUUCAGCUCGAUAGAUAGUGAGACAGAGAGACAUAGUUGUAUGAUUGAACCUAGGAGCUUAAGUUUGGAAUUUGAUGAGUUGGGGGAAGACAGUGACUGAAACAGAGACUUCCUUGACCACAUGCUGUAUUGUGAAUAUUCAUGAGAAGCCAACAUUAUGAGGCUGUAAAGCAUUGACAAAUACAGUAUUGAAGAAUUCAUUAGACCUUUAUAUGGGUUGUGUGGUCUAGCCUUGGACUUAUGUACAUGAGGUCAAGGGUUCAAAUCCCUGCUCGGACGUUAUCUCCACUUUAUCAAACCAAACUGGGCUGAGAGUAAUUCAUUUCAUCUAUAACUGAUUAACUGAGACAUUGUGGCCCAUAUUCUAAACUGUGGUUAACUAAAAUAUGGUCAGGGCCUGUUGCAUGAUCGCUGUAAAAAACUCUUGGAAAGAAACAAAAACUCUGGGUAACAAAAUUAUGCAAUUGAAACUUACACAUUUUUUUCAUGGCAAAAGUGUUAUGCAACCGGCUCCUGAUUUUGUGGUUUAACUAUAGAGAGCCGAACAUUUCACGGGCUUAUGACAUGACAGGCUCACAGUAUCUGCUCAUUUUACACUUAAAUCAUUUGUAACUGUCUUUCAAUGAUAAUCAAACUAGCUUUCUUCAUCAUUAAAGAUAAAUGCCAGUUGUGGUAACAAUCUAAAAAUGACUUGUUACGGAAUCCGAUAUAAUGACCCUCCAAGUGCCUGUUUGUGUGAAUAAAAAAUACGUGCCAAAGGAUUCUGGAAGAAAUAAGCAAAGUAAGCGCAGAUUCAGGCACUUCCGUUGGGUCUUUAUUCCAGCAAUAAUAGUACACUGUCCCACGUGUGCCUAUCUGUGUUGGCAAUCUUCACUGUGAUUGUUUUUCAGCUUAGAUUUAAUGAUUUCACAAAGUUCAAUUUAUGUAACUGUACCUGAUCUAGAUCCACAAUGAUAUAGUAAUAUUUAACCUUGGUUUUUCAGACUUUCUAAUGAAGUCAGUGUUUUUCUGCAAGUACUUUCAUUUAGCUUUAA